AGGCACAUCAGGUAGACUAUCACAUGUUCUGACAUUCAACAAUCAACCUUGGAUGUUAACACAGUACUUUAAGUUUAAACUGAUAACAAGCGAAAGCAUUAGUGUAAUAGCAACUACUUUUUUACAAGCAAUGACGCCAGAUGGUCAGCAAAUUGAACAUGUAGUUAACAUUCCUUAUGUUGACGGUUUUAAUUUCGCUGAUGGUUUUGAUAUUGUUCAAGUUUUAGUUACUGAUUUGAUCGAUGAAAAUUUAGCAAAAAGAGAAGCUAAAGCAUUACGAUACAUUUAUAGUGAUCACUUUGAUAUGUUAUUGAAGAUACUUCAUGAUAUGGACAUUCACUUGACGAUCUUGUUGAACAUCAAAACAUUCAAAGUUGUAACUCAACAUUACAAUUGGGAAGGCAUACAUCUGGCAACCAGAAUUUUAGACAUGAAGAACUCUGGAAUUAUAAUUGACGCCUUCAUUGCAAAAUCAUGA
Racocetra persica is the source of this 478-nucleotide messenger RNA. NCBI's taxonomy places the organism in Eukaryota, Fungi, Glomeromycota, Glomeromycetes, Diversisporales, Gigasporaceae. The record is from the annotation of a GenBank genome assembly.